Molecule: messenger RNA, 1845 nt
Organism: Setaria italica (foxtail millet)
Lineage: Eukaryota; Viridiplantae; Streptophyta; Magnoliopsida; Poales; Poaceae
Exons: 3
Coding region: 1-1845 (614 amino acids)
Source: RefSeq, a predicted model, not a curated record
AUGCCGCGCGUGGUCGUCUUCAUCGACAGCGACGAAGACGACGAAGGCGGCGGCGGCCAAGCCGGGCGCGUGCUUGGGAAGGGCGCCGCGAUCGCGGGCGGCGGCGAGGCCCUGCAGCCCGUCAACGAUGUGGGCCUCAACCCGGUGGGUCCGGGGGCGCUGGGGCUCGCGGUGGUGCCGAUCCCGCCGCGGAAAGAAAACCCCCGCGCGCUGUCGCGGCCGCGGGAAACAGAGGAGGACGAAGAUGCAGAGGAGGUUCAGGAGCAGGAGAAGAAAAAGGGGGAAGAAGUGGAGGUGAUGGAGGUGGAUGAGCAGGAGGAAAGUGGGUCUGAUACUGAAGUGGCCCAAGAGAGUGAGCAGGAAGAGGCUGCGAAGGGAAGGAGCAAGCAGAAUGGCCAUGGCCAUAGUGAGGAGGUGCAGGUGCAGGUGCAGGUGCAGGAGCACGAGCAGAAAACGGCGGGAGAUAUGGAGGUUAUGGAGGAGGAGGACAGUGGGUCUGGCAAUGAAGUAUCCCAAGAGAGUGAGCAAGAAGAGGCUGUGGAGGCAAGGAGCAGACAGAAUGGCCAUGGUGAUAGUGAGGAGGUGCAGGAGCAGGAGCAGAAAACAGGGGAAGAUGUGGAGGUGGAUGAGGACAGUAGGUCUGGCAAUGAAAUAUCCCAAGCGAGUGAGAAUGAAGAGUCUGUGGAGCGAAGGAGCAGACAGAAUGGCCAUGGCGAUAGUGAGGACGGAUACGAGGAAAGCAAAGAUUCUGCUGCUGUUGCUGAUAAUGAGGAGGAGGUGGGGGAAAAGGAAAUGUUGGAGGAGGAAGGUGACAAUCAAGAAGACAGCCAUAGCAUCUACGAUGGCGAAGACGAAGAAGAAGAUGGUGAAUCCGAAGAUGAUGGGCAUGAAUUGGGUGAAACAGGGGAGGUGCAACCAUUAACGUCCAGCAACGCCAUGGCAGGUGGCAGUGUCAGGUCAGGAGGCGACGGCCCCCGAGUCUUCAAGAGGAGGAUUUUUGAGGGGAUAUGUUUGCUUGAGAACCCUGAUUCAGUUGGAUAUGUUGCCAAGGGUAUCCAAGGGCGGACACGAUCACAGCGAAAAUGCAAGGACAAGAAACUGCUCAAACGUGGAACUUUCAGUAAACCUUACAAUAUUGAUAUUCCAGAUUCGACAUCAGAAUCUGAAGAGGAUAUAGUGCCACCAGCGCUGCAGGGAGGGCUAAUGUCAUCAAGUGACGAGGACAGCAGGAUUUUUGGCAAAAGAAAGCGCAGGAGAGCAAGAAACAAGAGAUGGCGCAAGGGACUGAGUACCAGUAGUGAUGAGUCUAAGGAGUACAGAGCAUAUGCAAGAGAUGCCGGGGGGGCUUUUCGGAGGCUGAAGAAGGGGGCGUCCAAUCUGCAGGUUGGCAAGGGUGGUUCAAAUCCUGGCCGUGCUAAAUACAAUGGUCCAAAUGGCGGGAAUCCAACGGACAUGGCCAAUGCACAGGAUGGUAUUUCCUUCAAAAGAAAGGCACAUACGAUGAGGAUGAAGAAGCGUGGUCGAGCAGCAAAAGACGCUUAUGAUGAGCUACUCAAUACCUUGUUUGCCGGAUGGGAGAAUCAUAUAGAUGUUCCUGAUCAUGCAGAAAAUGGAAAUAGUUUGCCUUUGGUGUUCUCAUUCGGAGAUGAAGAUGAACCAUACGAAAAAACAGAAAAUGAUAAGUAUCAGGAAGAUUUGUGGAGGGAAUGUGGCAUUGCUUUCGAAUCCAUGAAUAUUGGUUCUCAUGAAGAGGUACUGAACGUUCUGAUGGGCAAGCAGUUCCUCCAGCGGAAGAAGCUUCAUGCAAAAACGGGAAGCAUGAAUUCAUUAUCGAUGAACAAAUAG